Messenger RNA from Nestor notabilis (Kea), 987 nucleotides. RefSeq names its product zona pellucida sperm-binding protein 3-like. The record is from RefSeq and is a predicted model, not a curated record. NCBI's taxonomy places the organism in Eukaryota, Metazoa, Chordata, Aves, Psittaciformes, Psittacidae. The annotation marks the transcript as partial. Gene Ontology annotation, cellular component: extracellular matrix. Gene Ontology annotation, molecular function: acrosin binding. Gene Ontology annotation, biological process: egg coat formation; binding of sperm to zona pellucida; positive regulation of acrosome reaction. The transcript has 9 exons.
CACGAGUGCGGCAGCACCCUCAGGGUCACCCCUGAUGCUCUAGUCUACAGUACAAGCUUAAACUACAACCCAGUUCCUCCUGGCAACCCUGUCAUCAUCCGCACCAGCCCUGCCAUGGUUCCCAUAGAGUGCCACUACCCAAGGAGGGACAAUGUGAGCAGCAAUGUUGUCAAGCCCACGUGGGUGCCCUUCCUCUCCACCCUGUCCUCGGAGGAGAAGCUGCCCUUCUCCCUGCACCUCAUGAAUGAUGACUGGAGCGCUGAGAGAGCCUCCACCAUAUUUCAACUGGGAGAGGUCCUGCACUUCCAAGCUAGUGUCAACAUGGAGAACCACGCACCUCUGAGGCUCUUUGUGGACAACUGUGUGGCCACCCCAACCCCGGACAGGAGCUCUUCCCCCCAGUAUGCUUUCAUUGACUUCAGUGGGUGCCUGGUGGAUGGGCAACUGGAUGAUGCCACCUCAACCUUUAUAUCCCCAAGGCCCAGGCAAGAUGUGCUGCAGUUUGCAGUAGAUGCAUUCAAGUUUGCAGGAGACUCCAGCAACCUGGUCUACAUCACCUGCCAGCUGAAGGUGUCCCUGGCUGCCCAGGCUCCAGACCCUCUAAACAAGGCUUGCUCCUUCAACAAAGCCAGCAACCUCUGGGCCCCUGUGGAAGGCACCCCGGAUGUGUGUUCCUGCUGUGAGAUGAGGAGCUGUGGCUUGGUCAGGCACUUCAGGAAGCCCCACUCUCCAUCCCGAUGGCAAGGGGGACGUGCCCGGAGAGAGCUGCCCUCCCAGCUUGAUCCCUUGGUGAAAGAAGCAGAUGUUGUGGUGGGACCCCUCUUCAUCCACAGCUGGCAGCAUCACCCAGUUGGAAGGAUGCCUUCACAAGAUGCAGCCCAACUGUGGAUUGUUUUGGGGCUGGCCAUGGUUGCUGGUUUGGUCAUCCUGAUCCUCACUGUUGUAGGGGCUCUGGCUGCCUGCCGGAAGCCCAGCAACCCUGUUUAA